This is a messenger RNA of Closterium sp. Naga37s-1, 1081 nucleotides long. Lineage: Eukaryota; Viridiplantae; Streptophyta; Zygnematophyceae; Desmidiales; Closteriaceae. The record is from the annotation of a GenBank genome assembly.
AUGGCGCGUCUUUCCGCAAACCCCGCGCGUCGCGUCCGCUCGCUCGGCCCGAUAGUCGUCUCCGCGGCGCUACUGCUACUGUUACUGCUGGCGGGGGCAGGCGAGGGGCCGCGAGUGGCGGCGGCACAGGACGUGCUCGUGGCAAGCCAGCACGUGCCGCUAAUGAUGGAGGUGCGGCGGCAGUGGGCGCGGUUCGUGGACCUCUCGUCGUGGGACGCGCGCAAGCCGUGCUCCAAGUGGGCCUUCGUCACCUGCAACAAGCGCACGGGGGAGGUCCGGCGCAUCGACGUGGCGAAGAAGGGAAUAGAGGGGCCGCUGCCGAGCGUGCUGGGCAACAUCAGCACGCUCUUCCAGUUCUUCGCCAACGACAACGAGAUCACGGGUCCCAUCCCCGAGUCCUUCGGCCAACUCUCCCAGCUACAGCAGAUUGUGCUGCGCGGCAAUCAGAUCACGGGCCCUCUGCCUCGCAGCAUGGGCAAGCUCUCCUCUCUCUGGGAAAUGCAGUUACAGGGUAACCAGAUCAGGGACGUCAUUCCCGCCACAUGGAAGGGCAUGACAGGCCUCGGUAACUUCUACAUUGCGGACAAUCAGAUUCAAGGCCCGCUGCCCACGGAGCUCUGCCAGAUGACCACUUUCGCAUCCCACCACCCCCUCUGCAACACCACACCAUUCCUUCCUUCACAGCUCAACUCUCUCUUCCACCCACCCUCUGCCUUCACUCUCCAUGGACCCCCCCUGCACGCCCUCCUUUCUGGCAGUUUCAUCAACGGCAACUUCAUUGAUGGGCCCAUCCCCAGCACUGUGGGCAGCAUGACCAGCCUUGACACCCUGUUCCUGUCAGGCAACUGGAUCAAGGGCCCCCUGCCCUCCACCAUCGGCAACCUCAAGAACCUCAAGCACUUCAUCAUGGAGUUUAACAACAUCUCGGGUCCCAUCCCAAGCACCAUCGGGGACAUGGUCAAGUGUGAGAGAAUUCUAUUGGACAACAACUACCUCACAGGAGUCAUCCCACCCACCAUCAGCAAGCUCACCAACCUCGUCUGGCUCUUCCUCCAGGGCAACUUCCCAACCUCUUCUACUU